This is a messenger RNA of Artibeus jamaicensis (Jamaican fruit-eating bat), 1998 nucleotides long. It is a transcript of the gene SLC6A18, whose product is annotated as solute carrier family 6 member 18. The transcript has 12 exons. The record is from RefSeq and is a predicted model, not a curated record. Bases 73 to 1923 code for a protein of 616 amino acids. Gene Ontology annotation, cellular component: plasma membrane. NCBI's taxonomy places the organism in Eukaryota, Metazoa, Chordata, Mammalia, Chiroptera, Phyllostomidae. Gene Ontology annotation, biological process: sodium ion transmembrane transport.
GGGAGACUGCACCUGGCUGCAAGCCCCAGCAGAAGUUUGAGAGUUGAGGCACCAGGGUGAGGGAGACCAGGCAUGGCAUGUGCCCCAGGACCAGACCCACUGGGGGACAGCAGAGGGGACGAGAGGCCCAAGUGGGACAACAAGCUCCAGUAUGUCCUGAGCUGCGUGGGGUUUGCCGUGGGCCUGGGCAACAUCUGGAGGUUCCCAUACCUGUGCCAGAGCCACGGCGGAGGGGCCUUCCUCAUUCCCUACCUCAUCGCCCUGGCCUUCGAAGGAAUCCCGCUCUUCCACAUGGAGCUCGCCAUUGGCCAGCGUCUGCGCCAAGGCAGCGUCGGGGUGUGGACGGCCAUCUCCCCUUACUUGGGUGGAGUGGGCCUGGGCAGCCUCACCUUGUCCUUCCUGAUCAGCCUCUACUACAACACCGUCCUGUCCUGGGUGUUGUGGUACCUCCUCAACUCCUUCCAGCAACCGCUGCCCUGGGGCUCCUGCCCGCUGGACGUCAACCAGACAGGGUUCGUGAAGGAAUGCGAGGGCAGCAGCACCGUGAGCUACUUCUGGUAUCGGCAGACGCUGAACAUCACAGCCGACAUCAACUACAGUGGUUCUGUCCAGUGGUGGCUGCUGGUCUGCUUGGCUGCCUGCUGGGCAGUCAUAUACCUGUGUGUCAUCAGAGGCAUCGAAUCCACGGGGAAGGCAAUUUAUUUCACAGCCUUGUUUCCCUACCUGGUCCUGACGAUCUUCCUUGUUAGAGGACUCACCCUGCCUGGGGCGGCCGAAGGGUUAACCUUCCUGUUCACUCCCAACAUACAGACUCUCCGGAGCCCACGGGUGUGGCUGGAUGCGGCCACCCAGAUAUUCUUCUCUCUGUCGUUGGCCUCCGGAGGACACAUUGCAUUCGCAAGUUACAACCCAUCCAGGAACGACUGUGAGAAGGACGCGGUGAUCGUCGCCCUGAUCAACAGCAUGACCUCCCUCUACGCCUCCACUGUAGUCUUCUCUGUCCUGGGCUUCAAGGCGGCCAGUGACUAUGGACGCUGCUUGGACAGGAACAUCCUCAGCCUCACCAAUGAAUUUGACUUCCCCGACCAGAGCAUCUCCAGGGAAAACUACGCUGCCAUCCUCACACACCUGAAUGCCACCCAGACCGAGACGGUGGUCGGGCUGCACCUAGAGUCCUGCUGUCUGCAAGACUUUCUGGAUAAGAGUGCCUCAGGCACGGGCCUGGCCUUCAUCGUCUUCACCGAGGCCAUCCUGCACAUGCCAGGGGCGCCUGUGUGGGCCGUGCUCUUCUUCAUCACGCUGUUCACCCUGGGGCUGUCCUCCAUGUUUGGGAACAUGGAGGGUAUCAUCACGCCACUCUUGGAUAUGGAGGUCCUGCCAAGAUGGGUCCCCAAGGAGGCCAUGACAGGAGCCGUCUGCCUGGUCUGCUUCCUCUCGUCCACCUGCUUCACGCUGCAGUCUGGGAACUACUGGCUUGAGAUUUUCGACAACUAUACUGCUUCCCUGAACCUAAUCAUUUUUGCCUUCAUGGAGGUGGUCGGUGUCAUCUAUGUUUAUGGGACAGAAAAGUUCUGUGACGACAUAGCAUGGAUGACGGGGAGGCGGCCUGGCUUCUACUGGCGGAUGACCUGGAAGGUCGUGAGUCCCCUCCUGCUGCUGACGGUCCUCACAGCUUACAUGGUCGUCAUGAUCCCGACAACAAUGAGCUAUCGGGCCUGGGACCCCCAAUACAAGCAGUUCCCCUUGCGGCAGGAGAAGCCCUACCCAGGCUGGGUGCAGGCCGUCUGUGUGCUUCUGUCCUUGCUGCCCGCACUGUGGGUCCCGACGGUCGCACUGGCGCAGUGGCUCUCCCAGCGCAGACGGAAGCAGGAGAGUGUGCAACAGGACACACGCCUGAAGCUGCAGGACAGCGUAGCCUGCUGAGGGUGGGGAGGGCCUAACCUGUGUGUCCCUCACCCACAGAUCACCCAACCCCAUUAUAUUCCCCCCCAAACCUAA